Encephalitozoon cuniculi GB-M1 is the source of this 273-nucleotide messenger RNA. RefSeq lists its product as uncharacterized. The transcript has a single exon. Bases 1 to 273 code for a protein of 90 amino acids. NCBI's taxonomy places the organism in Eukaryota, Fungi, Microsporidia, Unikaryonidae. The record is from RefSeq and is marked provisional.
AUGGAAAUAAGAGAGCUGAAAAAACUGAAGAAGGCUGUGGAGCUUAGAGACAUCGAUAAAAUGAUCUCGCUUGCGAAAAAAAUAUCGCCAGAAUGUUCUGGAGAUGCAGAAAAGAUCCUGUCGGAAUUCUAUAGACAUGAGGUGUCGGUGGCCAAUGCCGUUAUUGAGUUAGUUGCGUACUCAAAGGUAUAUAAACAUAAGAUAAAACCACCGCUGAAAGGCUGCUUUUGCUUUGUGAUCUCAAAUCCAAGAGAAGACUCUUCUCCCCAGUAA